Molecule: messenger RNA, 385 nt
Organism: Suillus bovinus
Lineage: Eukaryota; Fungi; Basidiomycota; Agaricomycetes; Boletales; Suillaceae
Exons: 2
Coding region: 113-331 (72 amino acids)
Source: RefSeq, a predicted model, not a curated record
GGAGAUCUCCUCGUGGAUCAACCUUGAUGUAACCGUAACAUUUCUUUCUGAACAAGCUGGUGCUCAAGCUUCAUAACUACUGAAGCGGUACUACUGCAAUCUAGAAAAUACAAUGGCACAGAAGCUGCCUCCUCAAGCUCGCAGGCUCCGCACCAUCAUCGUCACGGUUCCUAUCAUGGCAGCAACAGCAUACGUACUCUACGAGCGCCUCGUGCUCGGAAAACCUCAAAGAACGUUACCUAGGGAGACACCACAACCUCUUUCUACAACCAAUGGAUUACUGCCCGAAAGCUCUCAUGCCGGGAGUGAACGCUGGUCAAAAGGAGAAUGAACAUUUGCGUUGUGAACUAUGGAAGGUGGGAGGGUGUGCGAAGGCGCUCUAUGU